Messenger RNA from Myiozetetes cayanensis, 5468 nucleotides. It is a transcript of the gene VIT, whose product is annotated as vitrin. Gene Ontology annotation, biological process: extracellular matrix organization; positive regulation of cell-substrate adhesion. Gene Ontology annotation, cellular component: interstitial matrix. The record is from RefSeq and is a predicted model, not a curated record. Bases 266 to 2530 code for a protein of 754 amino acids. Lineage: Eukaryota; Metazoa; Chordata; Aves; Passeriformes; Tyrannidae. The transcript is spliced from 19 exons.
GCAAGAGAGAGAGAGCAAUGUGCCUUUCACAGAGCUGGGAGCUUGAUGGGAAUGUUUGAUUAGCUCCUCUCUGAAAGAAAAAAGGUGACCAGGCCUCCCUCUGCUGCCUGCUUCUCCUUCUGUAGAAUAAUGUUGGCUGGAGUUUGGGGUACAGAAAAGCUUGGAAAAAAUAGCACUUUCAUACUGUGUGGAGAAAAGGAAUAAAAAGUUGCACACCUCAAGCAAGUGCUUCUUAGUGACACACCCAGAUUUUGCUUUACUCACCAUGAAGGCCACAGUCAUUGCAACUUUCUUUGGUGUGUUUCUUACAUGUACAUACACAGCUAAGGAAGCCACAAAGAAGCCAAAAAAGCCUAAGCUAUAUUUUGCACUCACAGAUGUACCCCAGAUUGAUUGCGACGUCAAGGCAGGGAAGAUAAUCAAUCCAGAAUUCAUUGCAAAAUGCCCUCCUGGAUGUCAAGACGUAAAAUACCGUGUUUAUGGCACAGACAUUUAUGCUUCCUUUUCCAGUGUCUGCAAUGCUGCAAUUCACAGUGGUAUAAUUGACAACACAGGCGGGAAGAUCCUUGUCCAGAAAGUUGCUGGCCACUCUGGUUACCGUGGGAGCUUCUCCAACGGGGUCCGGUCCUUGUCGCUGCCGCGCUGGAGGGAGUCCUUCCUCGUGUCAGAGGGCAAGCCAAGAAAAGGAGUGACAUACCCAUCAACUCUUGAAUAUUCUUCUUCAAAAAGUACUGCUGUUAAAUCAGAGCCUAAAAAGCCAGAGCAAGACCCAAAAGGUAUGAAGAGUAUGGAUACUAUUAAUACAUCAGAAAAAACAUUGGAACAAGGGGAUGCAGUCCGCAAAGAGUACCAGACGUCUCCAGUGCCGACAUCAGCCACACAAAUGGCCACCACGACCCCAACACCAACGACCACGACGACAGAUCCUUCCACCACAGUGCCACAGCCAACCACAACACCUGCAACAACCAGAACCACAGCAGCUGCAGCCAAGACUAGACCUGGACUGCACAGGGUCAGAGAUAUGGGUUCUAGCAGUGUCCACCCAGCAUAUGCAUCUGUGGUAGCUGCAGCAUCAAGACAGGUUCAGGCUGCACAAGGAAGAGGACAGAAUGCAGCAUUCAGGGGCACUUCCACCUCUGCAAGUAACAGGAAUAUUGUACGACACAAUACAGAUCACACAGGUAUUCAGCGCCAAGAGCCUGUUGCCACCUUCCAGAGGGCUGCCGGCUCUCCAGCCCACUUCGCAAUGGAAACAGACUCAUGGAAACCUGGACUGAGCCUUUUUGACACAGGUUUCAGUUCAAAGGAAGAAUUGAAUCCGAAGCCGCUGGAGUCCAUCUCCCAGGGUAACCAGAAUUGCAAGGUUGAUUUGUCCUUCUUAAUGGAUGGAAGCUGGAGCAUUGGCAAACGCCGCUUUCAGCUCCAGAAGCGGUUCCUUAGUAACGUGGCUCAAGCCCUUGGCAUUGGCAGUGCUGGUCCUCUGAUGGGCAUCGUUCAGUAUGGUGAUGACCCUUCCACAGAAUUUAACUUAAAAACUUAUGCCAGCUCCAAGGAGAUAAGAAACGCCAUUGAGAAAAUUCAACAGAAAGGGGGACUUUCCAAUGUUGGGAAGGCACUUUCAUUUGUUAACAAAAACUUCUUCUUGGAUGCUAAUGGAAACCGAGGUGGAGCACCCAACGUGGUUGUAGUGGUGGUGGACGGGUGGCCGACCGACCGCGUGGAAGAGGCCUCCAGGCUGGCCAGAGAAUCAGGGAUCAACAUUUUCUUUGUCACAGUUGAAGCAGCUGCUCAAAAUGAAAAGCAGAAUGUUAUUGAACUGAACUUUGUGGACAAGGCAGUGUGCAGGACAAAUGGUUUCUACUCCAUCAACGUGCCCAGCUGGUUCAGCCUACACAAGGUGGUCCAGCCCCUGGUGAAGCGGGUCUGCGACACCGACCGGCUGGUUUGCAGCAAGACGUGCCUCAAUUCAGCCGACAUUGGUUUCGUCAUCGAUGGCUCCAGCAGCGUCGGCACCAGCAACUUCCGCACGGUCCUCCAGUUUGUAGCCAACAUCAGCAAGGAGUUUGAGAUUUCAGACACGGACACCCGUGUUGGGGCCGUUCAGUACACCUAUGAGCAAAGGUUGGAGUUCAGCUUUGACAAGUACAGCACGAAGGAGGAUGUGCUGAGUGCCAUUAAAAGGAUCAGUUACUGGAGUGGUGGGACCAGCACAGGAGCAGCCAUCAGCUACGCCUCAGAGCAGCUGUUCAGCAAAUCCAAACCCAACAAAAGAAAGAUCAUGAUUCUCAUUACAGAUGGCAGGUCUUACGAUGACGUCAGCGUGCCGGCCAUGGAAGCUCACCGAAACGGAGUCAUUGCUUACUCCAUCGGAGUUGCUUGGGCAGCCCCAGAUGAACUGGAAGCCAUUGCAACAGACCCUGCUAAGGAGCAUUCCUUCUUUGUGGAUGAAUUUGACAACCUCUACCGCUAUGUUAAUCAGCUCAUCCAAAACAUUUGCACAGAAUUUAAUUCCCAGCCACGGAACUGAUGGACUCAAGCAAGGCAGGACCCUUGGCACCAUGCUGAAGGCACAUCAAGUGCCAGGGAAUAAUGCCAGCCCUCAGUACAAAAAACACUGAAGGUGUUUUCCUCUGGCACUUUCCAGUCAGCAAGGUUGAUUGCAGCUCUGCCCCUAUGCAUGCUCUGUGUAGACUGUUGAUAUUUUUUUUUCCCUUGCAGCCUUCAGAAACUCUGAUUUGGAUGGAUAGCUAAAGAGGCAGUAAACAUGGAGGAAAUAAAUACAGCAGUUUGAAAAGCUGCUUCCAGAACAGAGCCCCAGCUUGCCCACUUCUCACCUUUGGACACACACAAGCUCCUUACAAUGCACCACCUGCUCCCUGAAGCAGCCAGGUCCCUUCAAGGUGGCCAUGCUGCUGAGCAGCUGUGGCAGAAGCACCUCUGUUGGCACUGCCCACCAGAUGACACCCAGAUAAGGGCUGAAAGAUCAGAUGCUUCUUUUGGAUGGGGACCACAGCUCAAAUUUGAGUGCCUUCUUAAAAGCAGGCCUUACUCCAUACUGCUGUCUUGCCAGCCUGUCAAGCUUCAGCCACUGUUAACUCAAGCACUGAGAUUUAUCGAAACCCUGUGAGACUGGAAAACAAGUGAGGGGAAAAGGUCAAGCUCUGGGACCAUACAACCCUUUGUCAACUCCAAUAAAGCCCCAAAUCCACAAGGCAGGCAACCUGCAAGAACUGCAAGUGUCCUUCAAUACUGCAUUAAUAUUUGAUUUUGAGAAGUAUCUUGCCUCCUUACCUCUCUUCCUCUGCUCUUGGGUGGCUCAAGACCUGCAGGAUCACAGAAAAGUUGCCAGGACAGAGACUCGGAGAAAAAUUGUGGGUUUAAGUUGCUCACACUCAGAAAAGCAUUUGAGACCUACCACUUUGUUGUUAAACCACUGCUCAGAACAGCUUACAGCAGUUUCUAGUGCUAGGAGAGCUAUUCAAGAGCCAUUAACAGGAUCUAAAAUGGAAUUGCCUUAAACUCUGUGUUACAUACUGGGAAACACAGCAUUUCAAGCAUUUACAGACACCCUCUCUCAAAUUCGGGAUAGACUUAAGUUUUAAUGGAUUGACUUCAAAAUGUAGAUACUAUGGCCCUGGAUCAGUCAAAACACACAGUGGUUUCUUAAGUGGAGAACUACUCAUAUCACUAGUCAGUGAGGGGGGACUGACACACUAGGAGGACCAAAAGAAUAGCGCUUUAAUUAAGAAGCAGCAGUUGGUGGUUAGGUUCCACCCAGCAUAAUUUAAGAAAAUAUGUUCAUUAAGCAAGAUUAUCAAAGAGCCAAUAAAAAUGUAUGUGUCCACACACCUUAUGGCAAUCAAAGCCAUGCCGCAUCAGGCUUGUGGAACUAACAGGAAAUGGGAAGAAAUUAAAUUUCCCAUAUUACUUGCAAAUCAAGCUUUUAACAGCAUUUAUAGUUUUAAUAACCAUGACCCAAGAUAUUUAUUAGCCACAUAAAAAUUUAUUCGAAAUUAAUUGCCGCAAGGGAAACUCCUUUCUGUCAGCAAAAGUAGCACAAUCUUUUAAAUAGUUAUGUUUGGAAAUGUGAUUGAAAAAAGUGCCAAUUAAAUAAGCAUAAUGCAAACCAGCAGAUUUUGCAUGAUCCCCCUGGUGUGGUAACAUAAGCCAGGCUGGGGACCUCUCAAGAGGUUAUCAGAAACAGUCCUGGAGGAAACACUGGUUUUACACAGGGAAGGUUCAGAUCUUCCUCUUAGAAGAAUAUCAUCAAUUCAACAAUGCUACCCAGACAGAAGGUGCAGGCCACUGCCAGACUCCAAAAAAAAUUAAAAAAAACCCAUAAAAUAUAUUUGCGUGCAGAACUGUUAACACUAAUCUGUGCUGCUGCACUUCCACAGCAAUAAUUUCUUGGCUUGAAAAAAUGAUUAUGAAUAGAGUUAGGUAUGAGCAGAGUAACACCUAAUACUCCCCAUUUCCCACCUCCUCACUGUUUGGUUGAACACAUCUUUUCUGUCAACAACGGACAUUACGUGGGCUGGACAAAACUCAAACGCAUGAACUGAAUUUAAUGGGGACUUCAGUUCACGCGCCAGAUUCAUUGUCUGAAAACUGUUUACUUGGGGCUUGGUUUGGGGCUAGCUGAGAAAAAGACCUAAGUCUUAACUUAUACCUACUCUUAAUAUUGUGGUUUAAUUUUUAAUGCAACAACUUACCAACGUGUACUCUUCUCCAUACUGACUGUACUGUUGUGGCACUUAAGACUGGUACCCUGCAGAGACUCCCCAGUGUUUCACUUGUGCUCUGCAGGAAGCACAGCAAUGACAGCUGAGAUAUUAGGAACAGCUAGAGCCACACAUGUUAUCUAGGAUAUGCAUAAGGGAUAUAUGCAUAUAGGAUAUAGCUUCAUCCUAAAACUUAAACUUUAAGCAAUGACAGUAAGCUUUCAAGAGCUCUUUCACGGGGAAGUUGCAGAGCUAUCUUAUGUCAGGAAUUUAUAAUGGGCACUUCAGGGUUUGUUGUUGUUUAAAUGGUUUAUCUUAAGUUUACAGAACAACUAUGGUGCUCGUUUGCCAAUGUAUAUUUUUAUUUACUUCUUCGGAUUACCUUGAAAUUGUUGGAUCUCAAAGUGUGAAAGUGGUUUAAUCCAACUCUCAUCCAAACUUAGAUUCAUAAACAUUGUAAACUUAAGCAGAAGCCUCAAAACUUAUAAGAAUACACUCUUCCAUUUACAAAAGCAACACACUCCUCUCAACCUUUACCUUUCAUAGCAAUCAAAUUACUUGCCACCUACAAAAGUUUCUAAAUACUGUUAUUAAAAAACAAGAUAACUUACAUAUGUAUCUUGAUAAAUGUUCAAGGAGGUAUAUUUGUUUCAGGAAAGCAGCAGAACUCCUUCUGUAACAUAUACAAGCUAUUUUGAGCUUAUCAAUUGCUAUAUCUUUUGCAAUAAAAUUGUCUUAAAGGCA